Xenopus laevis (African clawed frog) is the source of this 2286-nucleotide messenger RNA. RefSeq names its product angel homolog 1 L homeolog (gene angel1.L). NCBI's taxonomy places the organism in Eukaryota, Metazoa, Chordata, Amphibia, Anura, Pipidae. Gene Ontology annotation, molecular function: catalytic activity; 3'-5'-RNA exonuclease activity. The record is from RefSeq and is a predicted model, not a curated record. Bases 79 to 1986 code for a protein of 635 amino acids. The transcript has 10 exons.
UUUCUUAGAAGCCAAACACAAUAAAGUACACAAAGUAAGCACAUCCUGUACUUUUUCUGGCAUAAGAUAAAGCUCUUUAUGGCUAGUAUACGUAACACACUGAUAGUUACAGCCUGUCAGAAUUUCCGUAGGAGUCUCCUACCGGAAAUACACUUUCAGAGCGGAAGUUUUGAUUGUAGCGUCAACGGAGUGGAGAAAGGGCAAUUUGUCUCUCCACUAGCUGAGGCCUGCUGGCUGCUAAGCGGCCAUACAACUAAGUUUUUUUUCCUGAACUCUGAAGACAUGAGCACCAUGAUGGAAGGACAGCAAACUGACACUUAUUUGGAACUGAACACAGAUAAAGCAUCACAUACAAAUUUAGACAUGGAAUGCGGUGACAAAACUACAGUUAAAGAUGGCACAGGAAUUUUAACAAAGAGCGUGCAGAGUGAGUUUUUAUGUGAAUGCCAGGAGGAGCAUACCACAAAGUCUGAUAGCGGGGUAACACUUGAAACCUUGCCUGUGUCAGGCAUGCAUGGUUUCUCAAGGCAGGAUGAUCCUGCUGUGAUAGAACAUAAAGACAAACCUUCUGAAGAGAGCAGUUGGCAUCUCCGGGAUUUGGAACAGACCCUGCCACAACCAGCAAUGUACUGUGAGUUUCUGUGGAGAGACUGGGAAGACCUGUGUGAGACUGAGACCGACUGGGACAAACAGUUUGAUUUCAGUGUCAUUUCUUAUAACAUCCUCUCCCAGGAUCUGGCAGAUCAAAACCCAGAACUUUACCAACACUGUGACCCAUCCAUACUUCACUGGGAUUACCGAUGGCUAAACAUUCUGCAAGAACUCCAGCACUGGGAGGCUGAUAUUAUUUGUCUUCAAGAAGUACAACAAGAUCAUUAUAGAGAACACGUGGAGCCAAGCCUGUCUGCAAUAGGGUAUAGUUGUCACUUUAAACGUCGAACUGGUCGAAAAACUGAUGGCUGCUGUACAUGUUACAAGACUCAGCGUUUUCUGCUACUUAGUGAAAGUCAUGUCGAGUUUUUCCAGCCUGGUAUUGAUGUGCUGAACCGUGACAAUGUAGGUCUGGUUCUUCUUUUAAAGCCUCUCUUGCCAGAUGCGUUACUUGAAAAGCACAGUCCCCUCCCACUGUGUGUGGCAAAUACCCACCUGCUUUACAACCCUCGCCGCGGGGACAUCAAAUUAGCACAACUAGCGCUCUUGCUUGCAGAAGUGGAUAAGAUAUCUCUGACUGCCCAUGACUCUCACUGCCCUGUUAUCCUUUGUGGAGAUUUGAAUGCAACUCCAGACUCCCCACUAUAUUGCCUGCUGCGCAGUGGCUACCUGAACUACAAGGACAUGCCAGCAUGGAAGGUCUCAGGACAGGAGAAAUACUGCACUCUCAGUAAUCCAAGAAUGCUUCCACCUCUCCUCUGGCCAGACUACUUAGGAGUCACUAAUAACUGUCAGUAUGCAACACAACUGAAGCCAAAAAACCUAGAUAAACGGCUAUACACCCGCCAACAACUCCUACAGUUGCGCUACUGUGAAUGUGCCCUACAAAGACCACCUCAUCUCUUACUGAUUAAGGGUGUGACUGACAUUGAGCCAGAUGCUUUUGCUAAAGCUGGCAAUCCUGUUCCACCAAAUGUCUUCCCUGAGCCCCACAGCACCUUUCUGAGGCCCCCCUUCAUACUGAGCCACAGUUUGUACCUAACAUCAGUGUACAGCCAUUUUCUACCAACCAAAGGCCGCGCUGAGGUCACUACCUUACCCAUGGGAAUUGGCAGCACAGUGGAUUAUAUCUUUUACUCCGCAGAGCCACCACACCAGUGUAGAUCACGCCAUGGUUACCAGGUUAAUCAGGACAGCCAUUUAAAGCUACUAGGACGUUUGUGCCUUCUCUCAGAGGAUGAUCUCUGGGUGGCCCAAGGGCUACCAAAUCCGUUCUGUUGCUCAGACCACCUCUGUUUAUUAGCCCGUUUUAGCCUGGACUUGUCUACCCCAUGAAAGAGAAAAGUAAGUCUAUUCUAUAAAUCUGCACACAGGUAAAAGAGUAGUUGUAUUACUUGAACUCUGUGCAGUGUCACAUCUUAGGUCCUGUUUAUGAAUGUACUCAACUAUCUUUGGUCACAUUUUUUUGGUUUACUUAUUUAUAAAAAUAUUAAAUACAUAAAUGUUUAAUUUUUACUGCAUUUCUGUUAUGAAUAUUCUGAAUAAUACCAACCUGUUGACCAAAGUUUAAUUUGAUUUCUAUAACUGUUUUCUGAAGGUCCUUUUUUUUAAAAAAAAUAAAAUAUUCAAAAAUUA